AUGUCCAGCAAGGUGGCCAUUGGCAGUGACAUUGGACAGGCCCGCCGGGCGGUAGAGCAACUGCGGAUGGAGGCAGGCAUCAACCGCAUACAGGUGUCCAAGGCAGCCACAGAUUUGCUACAGUUCUGCACAGAGCAGGCCAAAAGCGACCCUUUCCUUGUGGGCAUCCCAGCUGCCACCAACCCUUUCAAGGAAAAGAAGCCCUGUGCUAUCCUAUGA
This is a messenger RNA of Peromyscus eremicus (cactus mouse), 219 nucleotides long. It is a transcript of the gene Gng14, whose product is annotated as G protein subunit gamma 14. The transcript has 2 exons. The record is from RefSeq and is a predicted model, not a curated record. Gene Ontology annotation, biological process: G protein-coupled receptor signaling pathway. Gene Ontology annotation, molecular function: G-protein beta-subunit binding. NCBI's taxonomy places the organism in Eukaryota, Metazoa, Chordata, Mammalia, Rodentia, Cricetidae. Gene Ontology annotation, cellular component: heterotrimeric G-protein complex. Bases 1 to 219 code for a protein of 72 amino acids.